GCUUCACUACUGAGAUAUUUUUACAUGUAUAUAUUUUCACCACAGUUGUCAAAUAGCAGUCACAAUAGUUUAAGACACAAGGCAGAGCCCAUAUAUUCACCUGUAGCCAAAUGCUUCCGUUCGCCUGAGGUAACCGCUAGGACAGCAUGUUUAUUCCUGAGCUUUUCUGUGAGAUAAAGCCGUAAAACAUAGGUAUUCUGGCAUGUUUUUUUCAAAACGGUGUUUUUUUUUCUUUCUUUCUUAAACUUAUAACCGAUGUUUGGGUUGCUGCACAGUGACGCCAAAUUACAAUUAGCGUUGCGCCAGAAAAAACUCAAAGUAUCAAUAAAAAUAUCAGAAAUGAUCCUGAAACAUUAUAGGCUUUAUAAAUCAAUUAAAAAGUCGACUCAUAUUCGCUCUCUAUUCACUACUAUUGAUCUUUCGUAAGUUGGGCAAAAGAGUUGAUAAAAACAGGUUGAAUGGAAACACCAAGGGAGAUAUAUUAAUAAAGGAUUGGGGGUUACAGAGGAAAGAGAGAGAGAGAGAAAGAGAGAGAGAGAGAGAGGUACACAGGGAGGAGGGGGGAGACCUGUUACUGCUGUGCCAACUGCGCGCUUUCACUGCGCAAAAGCGCACAGAAAUGUUAUCUGCUCGAAUCAAGAUAUCAUUCUCUUGAUUCUUUUUCUUAUAAAAGCUUUUUUUUUCUGAAGACAAAAUGCUUUAGUUUUAGUCUCUUAGCAUGUGUUUAGUAUUUACGAAGUCAGUCAGCAUCCUCUUUUGACAUAAGAGGAUCCUGCGUCUCCAUGCGCCUUUUCCUACAACCCGCCGCUUAACGCCAUUUAAAUGCUUUGAGACUAGGGCUGCGAGGAUGUGGACUCUACCGAGGACCCGGUUCGCGCACUGUAACGGCUCGUCGAGCAGCGACGAGAAAGAAAUCGCCGUAAACAUCGGCGGCGUGCGGCUGGUGCUGUGCGGGGACAUUCUGAACCGCUAUCCGGACAGCAGGCUCGCCGAACUUGUGAACUGCUCAACUCGGAGUUUUGAUGUCAUUUCCUCGCUCUGCGAUGAUUACGACCCAGGGAAACGAGAAUUCUACUUCGACAGAGAUCCUGACUCGUUUAAAUGCAUCGUAGAAGUGUACUACUUUGGAGAGAUCCACAUGAAGCGCGGAAUCUGCCCUAUUUGUUUUAUAAAGGAGAUGGAGUUUUGGAAGAUUGAUUUGAGCUACUUGGACGAAUGCUGCAAGAGUAACUUGACUGAGAAGGAGGAAGAGUUAGCUGAGAUUGCAGACAAGGUGAAACUGAUCCUGGAUGAUCUGGACUGUGACCCUAAUGUGAGCCGCACUGAAAGGUGGCAGAAGUUCCUCUGGAAACUCAUGGAGAAACCGGAGUCCUCGCUCCCCGCACGCGUAAUUGCCGUCGUGUCCUUUCUGUUCAUUCUAGUGUCAUCUGUGGUGAUGUGUCUAGGGACUAUACCCGACCUCCAAGUGGAGGAUUCCGAAGGGAACCGCGUUGAGCACCCGACCCUGGAUGCUAUCGAGACGGCGUGCAUCGGCUGGUUCACGGUGGAGUACGUGCUGCGCCUCGCUUCGUCCCCAAACAAGGUGCGCUUCGCGCUCUCCUUCAUGAACAUGAUAGACUUCUUGGCCGUCCUGCCGUUCUACGUGGUGCUGGUUCUCACGUACCUCGGCACGGCCAUGAUGGAGCUGGUCAACGUGCAGCAGGCGGUGCAGGCGCUCCGCAUCAUGCGCAUUGCGCGGAUCUUCAAGCUGGCGCGCCAUUCUUCUGGCCUGCAGACGCUCACGUACGCGCUCAAACGCAGCUUCAAGGAGCUGGGGCUGCUCCUCAUGUACAUGGGAGUGGGCAUCUUCGUGUUCUCCGCGCUCGGGUACACCAUGGAGCAGAGCCACCCGGAGACGCUGUUCAGAAGCAUCCCGCAGUCCUUCUGGUGGGCCAUCAUCACCAUGACCACCGUCGGCUACGGGGACAUCUACCCAAAAACUACCCUAGGCCGGUGCAACGCGGCCAUCAGCUUUCUGUGCGGGGUGAUCGCCAUAGCGCUGCCCAUCCACCCCAUCAUCAACAAUUUCGUCAUCUAUUACAACAAGCAGAAGGUGCUCGAAACCGCCGCCAAGCACGAGUUGGAACUCAUGGAGCUGCGCGCUCUCGAACUCGCAGUGAGAAACUCCUCGCGCAGGUCUGACGCGCCCGGGAACGCGUGGGAAGGUGCAAUGCGCGCGUCGCGUAGCGAUACAUACAUCCCGCUCCUUUCGGGAGCGCACAGAACUGAGAGGGAGCCCGUGAAGAAGAAAAGCCUAACUUAGGCCAAAAGUGAAAGAAACUUGAGAAAAGCACUUUAAGUUUCACGAGAGCUUGUGUUAUUAUGGUCAUUGUGCGCUAUAAACUGCUGUGCUGCAGUGUGACCGUCAAGCUGCUUGUGGUGUUUUCACUGGACAUCAGUUCAAAAAUCAGUUCCUCUCCAAACGUGUUAUUUUGUCUCAAUCAAAUAAAGUGCAUGUCAAACUUAACGCGUAUGUGUAUUAGAUAAAUAUGGCGCAACCAAAAUAUUAACACUUAACAUAAUCAGAAUCAUAUUUCACAAACACACGCAUACAAUAAGCUACAGGUGUGAAAUCAGUAUCAUACAUGAGCGCCAUCCUCCUGAGGUAACACUAGAAGUUGUAAGUGUAAAAAUUACAGGACACAAACCAAAAUUGAGGUAAGAAAGUCUUUUUUCUUUUCUUUUCUUUUCUUUUCUUUUCUUUUCUUUUCUUUUCUUUUCUUUUUCACCUGAAGGUGAAAUUGUGAUGAGGGUAGCAUAAAAAUUAAUUAACACGUUGUUAUUAUUAUUAUUAUUAUUAUUAUUACAUGUUUUGGUUUGUUUUGUUUUGAUUUGAUUAGUGCUACUACUAUUUCCAGCAGUGGGGUAGAUUUUAAGAAUAUUAAACAUUAAUAAAAAAUACUGAAUAUG
Messenger RNA from Labeo rohita (rohu), 2949 nucleotides. It is a transcript of the gene kcnf1b, whose product is annotated as potassium voltage-gated channel, subfamily F, member 1b. Gene Ontology annotation, molecular function: voltage-gated potassium channel activity. The transcript has a single exon. Gene Ontology annotation, biological process: potassium ion transmembrane transport; protein homooligomerization. Gene Ontology annotation, cellular component: membrane; voltage-gated potassium channel complex. NCBI's taxonomy places the organism in Eukaryota, Metazoa, Chordata, Actinopteri, Cypriniformes, Cyprinidae. The coding region runs from base 848 to 2302 and encodes 484 amino acids. The record is from RefSeq and is a predicted model, not a curated record.